Messenger RNA from Clonostachys byssicola, 1044 nucleotides. NCBI's taxonomy places the organism in Eukaryota, Fungi, Ascomycota, Sordariomycetes, Hypocreales, Bionectriaceae. The record is from the annotation of a GenBank genome assembly.
AUGGCCCCAGCCCUAAUCGAUACUCCGCAAUCAGCGGUAUUCCCUAGCAAAGAACUUGCUGCUAAUGAUCAAUAUGGGCGCUAUCACCCUUCAGACUUCAGGGACCUAAACUUGGAGUCUGGCUUUGGGCCCAUGGCCCCUGAGCAAAUGGGUUACCUGCAACCUACCUCGCUGGAUACCCCCGUCGAGGUUAUGCGGGAACGAUUCGAACGAGAUGGUUACCUCUUGGUAAAAAAUGUACUCCCAAGAGAUGCCGUCCUCGAGUGCAGGAAAAACUACUUUGAGUUUGUUGCACCCUGUGGAAUAUUGAAGGAGGGGUCAGAUCCUAUCGAUGGGGUGUAUUGUGGCGCUGAUGGCCGGAAGUAUCUACCUCCAGGCAACAUCCGCCGCCUCUUUGGUCUGAAAGGAGACAAGGAGUCUGAUCAUUACGUGGAUCUAAUGAUCAAGGCCCACAGCGCACCAUUCUAUCUUAACUUCGUGCAGAAUCCUGAACUUCGAGCCUUCAUUCGGAAGUUCACUGGCUGGAAGAGUGAAACGAUGCUCACAAGAACCCUGUUGCGGCCCUACACUCCUAAUAGUGAGAUGACUGCGGUCCAUUACGACCAGAUGUACGUCCGAGCUGGGCCUCCGUCCAGCAUUACUGCUUGGGUUCCUCUUGGAGGUGUCUCGUUGGAGGGUGGAGGUCUUAUGUAUCUGGAGAGAUCGCAUGAUAUUGGCAAGAAGACCGAGGAAGAAUUUGCACGCAACUCCUGGAACCUGACCGAGGAGGAGCGUAUUUCUGCAUUCAAUAAGAACAUGAACGAUGGAGGAUUUCUUAGCAGAGACUCCAAGGUCUAUGGUCAAGAGGCUAAUCGCAAGUGGCUAAUUGCCCAGUACGAACCGGGUGACGUUGUUCUUCACAACCCAUGGAUUGUUCAUGCUAGUUGCAAGAAUUGUGACCCUGGCAAUAUAAUCAGGCUUGCGACAGACCUUCGCUUCGUCGAAUCCGGCACACCUCAUGACCAGCGUUGGAUGAAGAUAUUUGCUCCCGGGGACGGUGUUUGA